AUGGCCUCACCAAGAUGUUUUUUCCUAGAGCUCCCUUGCGAGAUUCGCCUCGACAUCUAUACCCACCUCCUCCUCCACCCUCCCCUGGAUAGACUCGACUCAUCCUUGCCGCACACAAGGCUACAUCCCGCAAUCCUCGCUGCAAGCCGACAAAUCCACGCCGAGGGGAUGCCCAUCCUCUACUGCAACAACAUAUUCCUCGCACACGCCAAACUGCUCUCCUCCUUUCCACGCCUGCGAUCAUGGUAUCCGCCCGUCCGGGAACGCUCCGUGCUCCCGCGCAUCCGCCGCUUCCACAUCCGGGUGCGGCUGGACUGCGAUCUGGCGUUCGAUGCCGAGGCCGCCACGGCGGCUUUCAGCGGCGUGGAUGAGCUCCUCGUCGAAGUGUGGCAGGCCGCCUUCCAAAGUGCGGAUCACGGCGCACUAUAUGUUUUUGAGGGGGUCCGGGGAGUCAAGGCCGUUCGGAUCUAUGGGAGCAUCACAGGAUUUGAAGUCUAUGUGAGCUGGCUUGAGGGCGUGAUGCGCUGGGGCGGUGACCUCGAUGGCAAAGAUGCUGGUUCUGUUGACAUGGCGCCAUCUCAAACGGUGACAACACCCAACUCCACUCCACGCCCGCACCUGCUCCUCCCUGGGCAGUCCCCUAGGGUCCACCUGCAGUGGGUCACAGGAACGAUUGGAAUGGAUGAGCUUCCCACCGUCUAUCACAGCAACCUCGUUACCGGCCUCCUGGUCACUUGGGCUGCCCCGCCCGCCGCCUUAGGCUUCCUUGCCUACUUUGUCUCCAACGCCGCGUUCUACUACUCCCCCGUCGUCCGCGCCCAGUACGCCGCGCGCAACCACGGCCUCACCCCGACGGUUGCCUUCAACGACAUCACCUUUGCCGCCCACGCCCUCCUCCUCUCCUUCAUAACCACCUCGCAGUAUCUCCCUAAGCUCUGGGGCUUCACGCCCGCGCCGGGUACUAAACCGAGCCGCUUCAUUUUGGGCAUCGCCUCGGGCUGUAUUGUGGGCGUCGCCAUCGUGGGGCUCAUCGUUGCAUCCGCCCCAGGCGAUGGAGACCCGGUCACGAGCUGGUGCGCCCUCGAUGUCGUCUACGCCGUGUCCUACGUCAAGCUCGUCAUCACCCUCAUCAAAUAUACCCCACAAGUCAUCACAAACUACCGCAACAAGUCCACCAAGGGCUGGUCCAUCUGGCAGAUCCUGCUCGACUUCUCCGGCGGCCUCCUCUCCGUCGCGCAGCAGGCAAUUGACUCUUACCUGCAGCGCGACUGGUCUGGCAUCACUGGCAACCCCGUCAAGUUUGCGCUGGGCAACGUAUCCAUGGUGUAUGACUUGGUCUUUAUGACCCAGCACUACGUCUUGUACCGCGGCUCUGACGGUAAGGCCGAUGAGAGAGACUCGCUUCUUCGAGCGGAUGAUGAGGAGCACCAAAGACUAGACUAG
This is a messenger RNA of Colletotrichum orchidophilum, 1443 nucleotides long. Its product is annotated as lysosomal cystine transporter. Gene Ontology annotation, cellular component: fungal-type vacuole; vacuolar membrane. Bases 1 to 1443 code for a protein of 480 amino acids. NCBI's taxonomy places the organism in Eukaryota, Fungi, Ascomycota, Sordariomycetes, Glomerellales, Glomerellaceae. Gene Ontology annotation, molecular function: L-cystine transmembrane transporter activity. The record is from RefSeq and is a predicted model, not a curated record. The transcript has 3 exons. Gene Ontology annotation, biological process: L-cystine transport.